This is a messenger RNA of Arctia plantaginis, 888 nucleotides long. The record is from the annotation of a GenBank genome assembly. Lineage: Eukaryota; Metazoa; Arthropoda; Insecta; Lepidoptera; Erebidae.
AUGUCCACUCCUGUGUCAAUACAACAGUCAUUUGUGAUUGAAAACGAGAAUUAUAAUGAGGCACACAGAUCAGAACAACUCAAUCUACAAUUGAUGCGAACUACGACGGCUCCAAAAGAAAACUCCAUCGUCGAAACCGUGCUUGUUGGUUUGUCAAUCCUCCUGCUUGUUCUUCUUUUCCCACUUUCUCUGUUAGUCGUGUUUGUGAAAGUAAGACAAUUCGAACGUGUUGUGAUCUUACGAAAUGGAAAGCUGCGACAUCGCGAGACCUACGGUCCCGGUUUAAUUUUUUACCUACCAUGUAUUGAUUCAUUGAAGUUUUUAGAUCUAAGAGUGAUUUGUCAUUCUGUUCAUCCUCAAGAGACUCUAACUAAAGAUUCUUUGUCGAUGACUGUCGAUGCAGUUGUAUAUUACAAAAUUAAAGACCCAAUACUGGCAGUAAUGAGAGUCACUGAUUACAAACAUUCAACACAAUAUAUAGCGGCGACAACGCUUCGUAAUGCCAUCGGUUCGAAAAAGCUUUCAGAAAUUCUCAAAGACAGGCGUGCAGUAAGUCUUCAAGUGUUCGAAAGCAUGAGAAAUAUGACGCACAACUGGGGAGUUCAGGUUUUACGAGUGGAAAUAAAAGAUAUAAGACUACCUUUACAAUUACAAAAAGCCAUGGCUGCGGAAGCUGAGUCAACAAGAUUGGCUAGCGCAAAGAUAAAAGUGGCUAAAGCUGAAAUAGAAUGUAAUAGAAGUCUUCAAACAGCAACUGAAAUGCUCAUGGAUAAUCAAUGGGGUAUGACGUUGAGAUAUUUGCAAUCUCUACAAACGAUAUCCGGCGACAAAACACAUACCAUCGUUAUACCUUACUCUGUCGAAACGUUGAAAAAUAUUUUUAAAUGA